Messenger RNA from Striga asiatica, 420 nucleotides. The record is from the annotation of a GenBank genome assembly. NCBI's taxonomy places the organism in Eukaryota, Viridiplantae, Streptophyta, Magnoliopsida, Lamiales, Orobanchaceae.
AUGGACAUUUUUUUCCUUCCCGACCGUCCAUCUACUUCAGCACACCGCCGGCGUCAUUUCGCACACAACACGCAACCGCCAUCGGGUCGCGCCGCAGUUCGCCGCUUCAUAACAUCGUCAUCUUCAGCAGACACGACUCCUCGUCUUCGUCCGCCGCCGGCUUGCCGCCUCGUCUCUGUCAGUCGGCUCGAUGCCUCAACUCUGUCCACCACCGUCCGUCACCGCAUCGCAACGCCGUCGUCCACCGCCGCGUCGCUUCUGUUCCGUCAGCCGUCGUGUCGCCUCACUGCCGCGUCGCUUCGGUUUCGUCAAUCGUCAGCCGCGUGUCGCCUCACUGCCGCGUUGCUUCGGUUUCGUCAACCGUCAGUCGCCGUGUUGCCUCGCCUCCGUCAGCUGCUGCCUUUGUUUCCAUCUUCAUGA